Molecule: messenger RNA, 429 nt
Organism: Racocetra persica
Lineage: Eukaryota; Fungi; Glomeromycota; Glomeromycetes; Diversisporales; Gigasporaceae
Source: the annotation of a GenBank genome assembly
AUGAAUGAUUUAAUUCCUGUAGUCAACAAACUCCAAGAUGUUUUUAACACAAUUGGUAGCGACACAGUAGAUCUACCACAAAUCAUCGUUGUUGGUUCUCAAUCUUCUGGAAAGUCUUCUGUCCUUGAGAACAUUGUUCAGCGGGAUUUUUUACCUCGUGGUAGUGGAAUUGUCACCCGUAGACCGUUAGUGCUUCAGCUCGUUAAUAUUCAAGAUUCUGAAGAUUCAAAGGCUAUAGAAUAUGGGGAAUUUUUGCACAUGUCGGAUCAUAAGUUUACUGAUUUCUCAGAUAUAAGAAAGGAAAUUGAAGCUGAAACAGCAAGAGUUGCAGGGCAAAAUAAGGGAAUAUCGAGGUCUCCGAUUCAUUUGAAAAUAUUUUCGCCAAAUGUACUUAAUUUAACUUUGGUUGAUCUUCCUGGUCUAACAAAG